GUGUAAUCGCUUGUCUAAUUCUUAUCAACAUUUGGAGGCUGAGAAUUUUCUAAAACAGCAGUAAGCAUUAUUUAAAGUGAAAAGGCACAAAACCUUAUACAUAGCAAAGUAACAAAAAAAUGGAAGAAGUGAAGAUGAUGAAAGAGCGAAAGAUACUAGUGGCAGUGGAUGAGAGCAAGGAGAGCAUGACUGCUCUCUCUUGGUGUUUAAAGAACCUUGUUUCUCCUAAUUCCAGUAGCACUCUUGUCCUUCUUUAUGUUAAGCCCCCACCUCCUGUCUACUCUGCCUUUGAUGCCGCAGGAUACCUGUUUUCAGGCGAUGUGAUAUCUGCCAUGGAAAAAUACAGUAAGGAUUUGAUUAACUCUGUGAUGGAAAGAGCAGAAGCUGUCUACAAGAAUUCAAUCAGCAAUGUAAAAAUAGAAAGAGUAGUUGGGAGCGGAGAUGCAAAGGAUGUAAUAUGCAAUUCGGUAGAGAAACUUAGAGCUGACACCCUAGUCAUGGGAAGCCAUGAUUAUGGCUUCUUGAAAAGGACUCUCCUUGGCAGUGUUAGCGACUACUGCGCCAGGCAUGUAAAAUGUCCAGUGGUCAUUGUGAAGCACCCGUAGAAGAAAUGAUUUUCGUUUUGCUGUAUGUUGGAUCAUUUGGGCUUCUGCUACUACCUUGUAUAUAUGUACACAUUAAUAUGGCUCGUUAUAAUACUGGUUAAGAAUCAGAAUUUUAGCUUGUGAUUGUGGCUGAUUUGUAUUGCUGGCACCUGUGUAGUUAGUAACUUGCCCAGUCAUUGUACCUUUUCAAAGAAAGUGUCGUCUUGAGGAAAUGAUAACAAACAUUACAACCCA
Ricinus communis (castor bean) is the source of this 839-nucleotide messenger RNA. Its product is annotated as universal stress protein PHOS34. The transcript is spliced from 4 exons. Lineage: Eukaryota; Viridiplantae; Streptophyta; Magnoliopsida; Malpighiales; Euphorbiaceae. Bases 120 to 605 code for a protein of 161 amino acids. The record is from RefSeq and is a predicted model, not a curated record.